GUUUGAAAAAAAACGAAAAAGAGAAAGAGAAAAUAAAAGUGGAUGUAUAAAAGAUAUAAAACAAAGGCGAUUGAUUAAUCAAAAUGUGGUUGUUUUUUCUAAUAUUAGGUAAGUGUGCAUCAAGUAAUUUAUAUUCCAUAAUAGUACCAUAUAAAAGAUCAAUUCAUGGAAACACAUAUUGUAGCUAUUGCUUCGAGUAGGAAUAUAAUCGCAUUUCCACAGAACGAUUUAACCAAUUUGAACAAUAUUGAGAUUCAAACGCUACCUACCACAUUCGAAGUAGAUGGAUUUAUUUUUGAUGGACCAGCAAAUAGACCAUUACGGCAAACUUCCACAACUGUAACAACUACUUCUACAGCAGCUACUGUUGAUCCUCAAUUCGAUCAGUGUGUUGCAACAUGUCGUACGACACCCGAAUAUAAUCCUGUAUGUGGAACAGACCAAGUUGAAUAUAAAAAUCCUGGGCAACUAAGCUGUGCGUCUAUGUGUGGAAAAGAUGUUUCAUUAAGACAUUAUGGACGUUGCACGACUACGAAAAUAAGAGGAAGAUAACGAUAAUAGUUUGAAUGUUUUGCUGAUCAGGAAUAUUAAUAUGCAAAUUAUGAAUGUUCUCUGUUUAAGAAGACUGUUUUAACGCAUAGUUGCAUAAUUGUUUUUUCGUCCUUGUUUCAUUUUUAAUACAAGUUUUAAUUGAAAA
Messenger RNA from Apis dorsata (giant honeybee), 697 nucleotides. RefSeq lists its product as uncharacterized. NCBI's taxonomy places the organism in Eukaryota, Metazoa, Arthropoda, Insecta, Hymenoptera, Apidae. Gene Ontology annotation, molecular function: protein binding; serine-type endopeptidase inhibitor activity. Bases 166 to 552 code for a protein of 128 amino acids. The record is from RefSeq and is a predicted model, not a curated record. The transcript has 4 exons.